AUGCACGAUGAUCAAGAUCGGCCUAAUACUGUGCUAAUGUUAUGUGAUAUACAACCUCAUGAUAGAGAACAUUUACUUCAUAAAGAAUUAACCCUCAAAUUUAAACAAGCCUCCGAUCGUGUUAUUUUGAUUACUAAUUCUGUGGAAAGAUUUAAAAAACAUAGAAAGAUUGAUGAGAGAUUGGUUAGGGACUUGGAAUUUGCUUUUAGAGUGGUACAAAUUGAAGGAACAGCACUAAGAAAAUUGAGAAAUCAAAAUAGAAGAGUGGCACUAGCAGCUGUUCAGCAAAAUGGAAAUGCCUAUUCCUAUAUUAAAGGUCCUUUUCAGAGGGAUUUGGAAUGUGUGAUGAGUGCUGCUUUAACAUGUGGUAAUAAUAUUGCCAUGAGAAUAUUGAAUCAGGAUACAUUAUCAGAUGAAGAAAGAAUGGGAGUGAUGAAACGAUUAUUAGAUAAUAGUAGAGUGAAUGUAGUUAGGCUAUUUCGAUGCAUGCCCUCUAGUUGCUUUACAAGCUUGAAUUUUUGCAUAGAAUUGCUUCCUAAAGUUAAGAAUCAUUUGUAUGAUGUAAUGUUUGCUUCAUUUUGCAGUGAUAGAGACGCCUUAUUACAACUAUUAAGAAAUUGUCAGACAUUUGAUCAUGGAUUUCCAAAUUUUGUGGGUAAAGGGUUAUGGGAUAAAGAAUUGGUUUUAGAGAUGGUAUCUAGGGACGGUAUUUCAAUUGAACAUAUACCACGUAACUUACAAGCUGACAGGGAUAUUAUUCUGACAGCUGUGAAAAACGACGGAAGAGCAUUGAUGUUUGCACAUCCUCCACAUAAUUCUGACUUUGAAAUCGUUACAGAAGCUGUCAAGAGUAAUGCAAGAGGGUUUUUUUAUGUUGAUAAUGAAUUAAAGUCAUCCAAGAAGUUUAUUGAUAUGUGUAUGAGAGAAAAUCAAGAAGGAUUUAGUUAUUUGAGACAAUACGAUCAUGAGGUAGAGAGCGGUUUAAGAAAGUUUGGUUACUAA
Molecule: messenger RNA, 1002 nt
Organism: Naegleria gruberi
Lineage: Eukaryota; Heterolobosea; Eutetramitea; Acrasida; Naegleriidae
Exons: 1
Coding region: 1-1002 (333 amino acids)
Source: RefSeq, a predicted model, not a curated record